AUGAGCAUGCGGCGCCGGUGCACGGUCGCGACGCUGCGGGCGAGCUUCGCCCUCCUCUUCGUCCUGUCGCUCGUGCUCACGUGGUGCAGCCUCUACGCGGGUGGCUCCCUGCCACGCGCCACAUCGACUCUAAGGCCGCCCAGCAAUUUACGCGCCAGCACAUCGGCGCCGACGGCCGGCGCGACAGAGCCUCCUGCACCGAUUGCCAACGAUGUGUACCCUGACGUCGGCUUGCCACCCGACGUUCUCUUGGGGCGCGUCAUUGGCAACGCGCUGCCGCCUCGGCAUCACCCGAACCGGACUCUCGCCAACAUUCGAUUCAUCUUGGAGCACGAAGACCUCGAUGACGCGCGUGUUCAGAGCCAUUGGGUGCUUAACCGCAUCCUGGAUCCCGCAGUUGAGGCCGAUAUCAUUGCCCUCCUCACGCUCUUUGAGGCCAACUACUCGGUCAUUCCGUUCGACGUGCGGGCGUACGCGGCUCAACCGUUCGCCCUCUUUGACGAAGACGACGGCACGGACCACUUGCACGCGGAGACGGCGCUGGACGCGUGGAACUCGAAGCUCCUCGUCUCGAGCAUUUACGACACGAAGAACUUGUAUGCAAUGAGCAUCAACCACGCGCGCAAUGCCAUACUGGACCUUGGGCAUGCGCUUGGUGUGCGCUGGAUUUUGCCGUGGGACCAAAACUGCUUUCUCACGCGGUCGGCGUGGAAAACGAUCCGCGCCGACUUGGAUGCAUACCAAGACGACGCGAGUACCAAGUACGUUGUGACGUGGAUGGACCGUCUCCGCGUUGAGAACGACGUCGUCUUGGUGCCAAACUACACGCCGGACGCCUGGGAAGAACCGCAGAUCAUCUUUCGCAGCGACGCCGGCGAGCGCUUUGACGAAGCACUGCGAUAUGGGCGUCGGGACAAGGCUGCGCUUCUCGUGCGCCUCGGUGUGCCGGGCGUGUGGUUUGAGUGGGGCUGGAGUCAGUGGGAGCGUGCGCGUACGUACGAGAAGCCUGCUGUGGACUGCCCGUCGCCACCGCCGUCCUCGGGCUACGUUGUGCGUCUUUUCUCAGGCAAGGCUGUGUACGAGGGUCAAGCCAACGGGUUCCACCGCGAGAUGGCGCGCGCCGAUGCAGUGACGACGAUGCUUGAGACAUUGGAAGCGCGGGCGAUGGUCGACGCCCUGCAGUACACACCAACCCGCCUCGUGCUGUACGAUCCUGACCGGCUUCGGUCGCUGGCGCCGCUGGCCUUGGCGCAGGUCCAAGCCAGGGCUGAGCGCGCCAUGCAAAUGAGCAGUCCAGCACAGAGGUCGAUUUCGGAUCGCUCGAUGUACAGUCCGGACAUGUCCAACGAUGCGAUCGAGCGCGAGAUGCGCCGGCAGUUUGACGCGUUUGUCGACGCGACGGCUGCGCUUGUGUUUGGCUACCUCGCGAAGCGCGACGACAUGUAUGCCACCAAGGCGCUCAUGCUCGUCCACGCAUGGUUCAUUCAAGACAGAACCAAAAUGCAGCCAGUGCCAAGUCUCAAGGUGACGCAAUCACUGCCCGUGCUCUGUGACGCGCUUCGUUUGCUGGAGACGCAGGCGAGCAGCCUCUUCACGGCCGGUAUCGCGAUGCAUGUGACAACCUGGAUGAAGGAGUAUCUCUCGGCGCUGGUGGACCCCGAGAAGGCUCGGAGCUGGUUUGUUUCGCGAGGCGCAACUGGAUUGAGCUACGAUAUGCAAGUCGCGACUCUUUCCGCGUACGUCAACGACCCGGCGCGAGCUCGGUACCAUCUGCACACGGUGCAGUCGCGCCUCCUCGCACUGCCGACGGGAGACGACGCUGUAGAGCAAUUGCGCCUGUAUGUGCAGGUCGCCGCCAUGGGCGUUUCAGCGGGCGCCGACAUGUGGCAAUUCGAGGCCCCGGCCAAGCCGAACGUGCUCUGCACCGCGGUGGCGGCGCACGUGUCGUGCUGUGACCCCACCACCGACCACAUAUGUGCAGCAGCCGCGACCAAUGUAUCGAGUAUCUAUGCUCGGGGGUGGGACCUCUUGGAUGUCGCGCUGCGGCACUGCGACGCGUGGAGCGCAGCGUGCCCGCAAGUGCGCGACCGUGUGCGAGCGACGGUUGACAAUGCAGCCCAUUGGCAAGACCUCAGCGCGGCGUGGCUGGCGCACUCGAUACCUCCGUACCCAACGCUAUGGCAAUAG
Molecule: messenger RNA, 2187 nt
Organism: Saprolegnia diclina VS20
Lineage: Eukaryota; Oomycota; Saprolegniomycetes; Saprolegniales; Saprolegniaceae
Exons: 10
Coding region: 1-2187 (728 amino acids)
Cellular component (GO): periplasmic space
Molecular function (GO): lyase activity
Source: RefSeq, a predicted model, not a curated record